Messenger RNA from Miscanthus lutarioriparius, 867 nucleotides. Lineage: Eukaryota; Viridiplantae; Streptophyta; Magnoliopsida; Poales; Poaceae. The record is from the annotation of a GenBank genome assembly.
AUGGUCCCACCCACAGCAGUGCCAACAGCACCUCCCUCAGUCAAAACUACUGCACCAGAUCAUGUCAGCUUGCCUCCACCCCCAUUACCUGCUAACCAGCGGAUUGUUGCUCAACUUUCUGCCCCGUUUCCAUCUGGCUUGUCUAAUGUGGGAUUGACCAUGGACAUUCCUACUAUUUCAGCAAACCCACCACAACCAACACAAGCAAAAGGCUACCCUAUGCAUCAGAUGCCUUCAUCAGCUCCUCAGCCAUCUCAACAUCCAAAUAUGGCCCUGCCUCAUGCUCCUCCACAGUAUUCCAAUCUUCCAUCACAUAUACCUAUAGUUCAUAGUCAGCCACAGCAACCUUUGCAAAGUCCUGCAAUAUAUAAUCAACAGUUGCAACCACCUUUGCCCCAAAUGUCUAGGCCACUAUCUAUGCAGUCCUUUGCUCAUCAGAUGCAUCCACAAGUACCAAAUUCAUUUGGGUUGACUCAUGCAAAUGCUCCGCAGCACAUGUUACAACAACCGAUGUUUCAUCCAGGUGCGAAUCCUCAAACUAAUUUCCUUCCUGGCCAACCAUCAUUGCCUAGCCAGCCACCACCACAGCAGCUGUAUCAGGCUAGUUCACACUACAAUACACAAAGUACGACCCCAAUGGGAGUUCAUAGGUCAGCUCCCUGGGGACGGGCCCCAGAAGCUCCCAUUUCUGGCUCUCAUUUCCCUGGACAAUUACCUGGGUUGCCCGGACAAAUGGCCCAAGGAAUUGGUGGUAUCCAGGCAGGCCAAGCACCUCUGACACCUGAGAUGGAAAAGAUGCUAGUCCAGCAAGUCCUGGGCAUGUCCGCUGAGCAGAUUAACAUGCUGCCUCCGGAACAACGGCAAUGA